CGAUACAAAUGGCACCACAUGGGGAAUUGUCGUAACCUUGAAUGAUAAACUUAAUCGUUUUAAAACAACACAAAAUAUCAAAAUGCUGCAAUGGAUAUCACAGCUAAGUACUGCCAUAAGGAGAUGGAAGCCUAUGGCUCCUGUGUCGCCUCCAACCCAUCCAUAUGGCAGGAGAAGUGUCAUGAACUGAAGAUGAAGGUUGCACAUUGCACAUCCUCACACCCGGUGAUCCAGAAGAUCAGACAUGAUUGCUCCAAGCAGUUUGUGGAGUUCGAGAAGUGCCUCAGGGAAAACCAGGGUACUCCGGCCUCCUGUUCUGCCCACGUGGCCCGCUUUCUAGGCUGUGCAGAGACGGUAGAUCUCAGUGGAGUAGAGACAAACCCAGUACCCGUGCCUUCGUAGACUCCAACCAUCUUUUUGAACACUUACCAAAAAUUCCAAUAACGGUAUGUUGUCCUAAACUUUACAGACUGUGACAAUUUUAAAAUAAACUAUGACUUAGCAUAUUGCAAUUUUGUGUAGACAUAACAAAUUGUGACACAUUCCUACAGUGCUUUUCAUUAAAACUGAGGUAUGUUUUACUCAACCAGUUGGGGGUUUUCCUCUUUUGUUUUCUGCUCCAUAUGUUUGCGUCCCCCCCUCAUCUACGUUGCUGAGUCAGAGUCAAAUAUUAAACCGGAACGUUCCACUCCCACACAAAAAUCUCCUGACUACUCGCUCGCUAAGAAACGGGGAGUUUAGGAAGAAAAGAGCAGGAGGAGGCCGUGUCUCCGACUAAGGGGAGGAUGUUGAGUUAUGAGCUCUGUGACCACCAAAGAGAACAAACCUUUUCUUCUUGAAUUAUUACAAGCAUAAUCAAAAAAUAGUACAAAAACGAGGCAAGCACACAUUCGGAUGAAAUUGCAGACUGUAUUGUAUAUACAGCAACAUUAUACAUUCAAAGCACGUCACCUUGGUAACCACCGAACAGAAAAUUGCGACUUAGCUAACACAGCACAAAUAAGUUACCCUCACAAAAUAUCACUGUAGAAAUGCGCAUGUGUCAAACAUGUUGUGAAAGAGUCUUUUUAGUAGCAGCUAAAAGCAUCGCUAGUCUUGUUUUUAUUUAUUUUUAUGUUUUAAUUGCACUGCUUUGUCUUGAGGCCAUGUAUUAUAACCACCCACACUGUGACAAAAAAAAAAACAUGCAGUGGUUUAAAUAGGUGUUGUAUAUCACAGAAGAAAGUACAAAAUAUCUACCUAACGCCAUGGAAUUUGCGCAGAGAGAAAUAAAUAUGUAUGGAAAGAAACUACUACAAUUAUGUAGUACUCGCACAUUUACAUCUGGAGUUUGUAGUUACUUCUUGAUGGUUAAAUUAGAAAAUCUUGUACAACCCUGUCUCCGAAAAAGACAAAAAAAUGACCCUGCAAUGUCACGAUGAAAACGAAAUUAAGAGUUUUGGCUUGUGACAAGUCUACAAAUCUGUACAUGGAACCUUUAAAGUGGGAGGUUCUGAAAUAAUUUGGGAGGCUAUGUCAUGAAUCGCAGCAAGUCAGCUGACAAAUCCCAUUAAACCUCAGUGAAGUUGGGCCCCCAUCAGACACAAAUUUAUAUAAAAAUGAUGUCAAUGGUUUUUGCUUCACAAAGGUGGGUAGUAACUAGAGGUGGGAAUCUUUGGGUACCUGACGAUUCGAUUACGAUUACGAUUCAGAG
Corythoichthys intestinalis (scribbled pipefish) is the source of this 1693-nucleotide messenger RNA. RefSeq names its product coiled-coil-helix-coiled-coil-helix domain-containing protein 5. Gene Ontology annotation, cellular component: mitochondrial intermembrane space. The transcript has 4 exons. The record is from RefSeq and is a predicted model, not a curated record. Lineage: Eukaryota; Metazoa; Chordata; Actinopteri; Syngnathiformes; Syngnathidae. The coding region runs from base 91 to 402 and encodes 103 amino acids. Gene Ontology annotation, biological process: cellular respiration.